Messenger RNA from Penicillium soppii, 3276 nucleotides. Its product is annotated as putative C6 transcription factor. NCBI's taxonomy places the organism in Eukaryota, Fungi, Ascomycota, Eurotiomycetes, Eurotiales, Aspergillaceae. The coding region runs from base 1 to 3276 and encodes 1091 amino acids. The transcript is spliced from 9 exons. Gene Ontology annotation, biological process: regulation of DNA-templated transcription; DNA-templated transcription. The record is from RefSeq and is a predicted model, not a curated record. Gene Ontology annotation, molecular function: zinc ion binding; DNA binding; DNA-binding transcription factor activity, RNA polymerase II-specific.
AUGAACCCUAGUCCGCCCAAUACUCAGCCCGUACCGGGUGCUAUCCCUGGUACCUCAUUCCCUCCAUUGAAGGGACCCUUGGCUGCAGGUCGCCAAAUCACCCGCAACCGGGCAAGCUAUAGCUGCCACACCUGUCGGCGCCGGAAAGUCAAAUGUGAUAAGGCACAUCCGAUCUGUGGAAACUGCGUGAAGAACAACACCGAGUGCAUAUAUGAUGUUUCGUCGCAAAAAGAUGACGAUUCCCGCGAAGGAUCUUCCCAACCAGGACAGGGCAUCAAACGAAGGAGAGAGACACCACGAACAUUGGAAGAGGAUGUGGACGAACUCCAGUCAAUAUACGGUCACUUGAGGCGGGCGGAUUCAGCAACAGGCGAAAAGCCCGACUCAAGUGCGAUUGAAUCACGGCUGGACAAGUUGAUGUCAAUGAUCGAGAGGCUUGGUGGGAGAAACCAAGCCCUCGAGGCUGUGGGGUCUCAGGCAUCGGCCCCGGAUACCAAAGUGGACCCUCGGCAGUUAGAGGACUUGCGGCAAAACAAUCACAAUCUGAAUGGAAAUGGAGCUGCACAAAGAGCCGCCAGUCCACGUCGCGUUGCUGCAGAGUCAAGCGGCGAUGAGUUUCCGAUUCCAUCUGGUCAGGCAACCGAUCUAGUGGAUCCGGUUGGCAGUCUGAACCUCGGUCAUUUGAGUUUGGAGGACGGCGGGAGGUCACGGUAUGUUGGAACCACAUACUGGGCUUACAUUUCCGACGAGAUCAAUGAGCUCAACCAAUUACUCCGAGACCAAAAUCGCUCGCAUGAUCAGUCUGGUCUAGACAAUGACAUCGAAGAACCGAUCGACCCACUUUCCAACGGUCGGCAGUCUUGGAGAGAAUCAAUGGACAGCCCAACACCUUUAACCACGCCUAGAUCUCGUUCCUUUCAACAAUCAAUUAUCUUCCCCUCUGGUGAUUCUCCCUCUGUCAACGAGAGAGUGGUGGAGCCUGAAAUGCUUGAUCACAUCCCAACAAGACGCCAGAGCCAUAUCUUGUACAAGGGCUUCAUGUCUGGCGUACACGCCAUCAGUCCUGUUAUACACCCACCAACAAUCCUCAAGUUAUACAAUUCCUUCUGGGAUUGGUUUGACUAUAACAGUUACUCCGGCGAAGCUUUUCCCAACCCAUCAUUUAUACCACUGUUAUAUGCCAUCUGGUAUGGUGGAUCAGUGACAAUCUCGAUUCGAGCCAUCAAAGCCGAGUUUAACGCCUCGUCACGUUCUGCGCUCUCAACGAUGUAUAGCGAAGAAGUGACAAGGUGGUUGACAAAAAUCAAAUUUCCACGCAGCCCAACCCCUCAAGGUCUCGCUGCAUAUCUUAUUGUGCAAACAAUUGUGUCCAAAGAGGAAGAGCCUCUGACUAGCAGUCUUUUUGUCAGUCUAGCUAUGCGGGUUGCUCAAACUAUGGGUCUCCACCGAGACCCGGCCAAGUUUGGCAUAGAGCCCUGUGAAGCAGAGUACCGUCGCCGAUUGUGGUGGCAUAUUAUGCACAUGGACGGAGUGGUCGCUAUGUCAAGUGGCCUACCCCCGUUGAUCUCCGAUGAAAAUUAUUGGGAUGUGUGCGAGACCAGCGAAAUCAAAGACACGUUGCUGGGCAGUCCUGCGGCCGAGCAGUACGAAAAGCAAAUCGCGUCCCGUAGCCGAUUGCCCGAUAAUCCAGAUGACCCGAAUCUUUGCGGCGGGCCGUCGAUGGUGAACGUCUACUAUCUGACUGCAAGGGGGAAAUAUACUAUGGCCCGUGCUGUUCGCCGAAUCCUAAAAAUCCAACUCGGAACGAAACCUCUCACUCGACAAGACAUGGAGGAACUUCGGUCUAUACUCCUUGAGUUGCAAUUAAAACUCAACUCCAUAAUAAGCAGAAUACCGGAGAGCGCAGAUGUUUCUAAUCCAUCUCCGGCAUCAGGCAGAGCUUUGUCCAUGUCGAAAUCACCUGUGGAUGGUCGUUCUUCCGAUACAGAGCUUCCAGGCGAUGGCCCGACUGGAUGUCCUGAACAAUAUCACUCGCCAGUUCUUGUGUGCUUCCAUAAAUGGGCCAAGAUAAUUCUAUCCUUAUAUAUCGACAAGGCUUUCUGCGUUGCCUAUCAACCUUUUCUCAAGAAUGCUCGCAGCCGUAUUUGGCCAGCGGCACGACAAAGUGCACUCCGUCAUUGUCAUGGAUUCAUGCAGAAAUUCAUCCAACUUGCAACGGAUCCUGACUUUCAACCUUUUCACUGGAGCUGGCCUGGAAACCAUCAGCCAAUGCAUGCUACUAUGAUCAUGCUAAUCGAUCUGUAUGAACGACCUUACAGCUCCGAGGCACCUAGGUCGCGCGCAUUCAUUGACAGAAUCCUUGCCCUCUCCGGUCCCGAUGGAGGUGUCGUGGGCGGCGAAGAUGGCGUUUCAACACAGCGACCAUUGAAGGAUGGUGGUCGUGAAGCCUGGGACAUGAUCCGCCGCCUUCGUCAAAAAGCUUGGCAAAAGGCUGGUCUCAAUCCUCGAAUGCUCUGGACCGAAAAAGAUCAAAUCUAUGCCGGUGUUGCCUCUCCAGCGGACCCUCGUUCCGAUGGUGGUGGCUCUUCUUACUCGGACUCUCCAGUUGGGUCAGCAGCCGGCUACGCUGCACAUAACCAUCAUCCCCAAGACUUCAACAAAAGAUUCUACAACAUCACCCGCUCUCAUACUUUUCCCAAUCCUACCACUCCGCCUUCUACCGAGAGUCCUCUUCGAUACCAAUAUCAACCCCAAGAUAAACUCCUACCUUCAACACUCUCAGAAUCCCGAAUCAUUCCCGACCCUGCAACUGGGCCCAUGCCUAAUGUCAAUCCGGACUCAUCUUCACCCAACCUGAGUCCCUUUGGUGAACCCAUUCCAGCGCAACUCUCUACCUCCGAUCCCAUACAGCCAACACAACCACCAAUCCCUAACGUCGAUGCCUCGGCCAACAUCCCCUUCAUAGACCCCUCAGCGCCCAAUCCCUUGACCAUGGGUGUUACAACACCUCCAAGCAUGGUCGACCCCAAUAUCAACUUCGAUUGGGACCAAUGGGAUGCUGUAUUUGGACAGCACCUCCCUGUUGCAGAUGAUCUAAUGGAACUAGAUCCUGUAUCUGGUCUUGACUUUUCGAAUCUUGGAAACGCCCCAAACAAUGCUGGCAAUUAUCCUCUUGGAGGAAACAUGGCUGGUGUAUUUCCCGAUAAUCUCCCUAGACCAUCCCCAAGUGAGAUGAAUUUUGGAAACGGCACGGGGAAUUGGCCCGGGUACUAUUGA